Cuscuta campestris is the source of this 904-nucleotide messenger RNA. Lineage: Eukaryota; Viridiplantae; Streptophyta; Magnoliopsida; Solanales; Convolvulaceae. The record is from the annotation of a GenBank genome assembly.
AACCCUGCUCUCUCUCUCUCUCUCUCUCUCUCUCUCCACGCCGAUUUUCUCUCUCCACUGCAACUGCUUACUGCAAACUCGAUCCAUAAAAUUCGUCUCCACAUUUCGGGAUCUGGGUCGUCUGCACUUUCCUUAAAUACCCAAACACGGCAUAAUCUGCUUUCUUCUUUUUGAAUCUUUGUUUGUGACCCACUAAGCCUUUGAUUUCGACUUAACAGCCAGGCGAUUUAGUCGAGCAAAUACGCGCAUAAUCCGCAUUUUGAAUAACAAAGUGUGUUUCAUUCACGAUUGGACUACUCAAAUGAUCCGGGUGAAGCUUUGAUCUUUUUGACCCGGGGGACGCUUUCUCAUGGCUCAUCCAUCAGACCAGAGGUUGUGUAGCCAAGGGGCAGCGAGAUAUGUGGUGAUCUUUGUUUGCUUUUUCCUAGUUCUUUUCAUUAUGAAGCCAUCAGUCCUAUGGAGAUCCAAAGAGAGGUCAAGUGGUCUGGAUUCAUGUCCCUUGUGUUCUUGCGAUUGCGAGGAGGAUUCCAUGCUGCCAUUGCCUUUAGAUGUCCUGAAUGGCUCAAUUGCAGACUGUGGGAAAGACAACCCGGAAAUGAACGAGGAAAUGAAGAAAGACAUGAUCAGUUUACUAACAGAGGAGAUUAAGUUGUUGAAGAAUGUAACGAGUGAUAGCUUGGAGCAUACAAACGCGCUAAUCACGGGUGCCAAGAGAGCAUCUUCCCACUACCAAAGGGAAGCAGAGAAAUGUACUGCGGGAAUGGAGACGUGUGAAGAAGCUAGAGAAAGGGCACAAGCGUCAUUUAUAGAAGAGCGCAAGCUUUCUCAACUGUGGGAGAGCCGAGCCCGAGAGUUCGGAUGGAAGGAUGAGUAGUAGUAGUAGUAGUAAAGGCUUCCUGCUUGC